AGAAGCCCGUACAGGAGUUCGACGCAUGGAGCACGUUCUUUAUAUCUGAAAACAUCAAGAAUAUGUGCCUACAGUAUACUAUGCGGCAAACUACAUCUUCUUUCUUGGCUAAUUGGACUCUCGAAAGUGGCUGAGCGGAAGUUCUUUGGGGUCGUGAACGCACUGCUGCCACAUCGCGGAUGAAAAGGGUCUUGCACCCUCUGCUGCGCAAUCCGCAGUAGAUGCAUGGAAAGGCUGUCGGCGAAGAUUGCGAAGCGCUUGUUCCUCACCGCAUUGCAAAGGUCGAGGUACGAUAAGUGCUCGGCAUUGUACGCGAUGUUGGGUGGUGGGCUUAUUUUAUCUGUCCCUGUUGCUGCUUUGGCCAAACUGUAGGAGACCACUCAGUAGCGAUCAGCUCGGUUGAAAACGCCACUCCGCUCUUGUGCGAGCGUAGUAUUCGUGCCUGAAGGCACCGCCAUGCCGGAUCACGGACGGGGACGGGUGCACCGUUUUCGCGACCAUGUCGUCGCCGGCGUCAACUGGCGACCGACGCGGUUCGUCGACGCGGUUCCCAGUUCAUGUGCAUGCGGCCUCUGCCGCAUGAUCCCAAAAAGGAUGGUGGUGUUGCCGUGCGGUCACGCUCUGUGCCAAUCAUGCCACGCAGCCAGACUGGAAGGGGGCGUUGGACAGUGUCCAUUGGAUCAAGUGCAAUUCGAAGAAACGGAGUGCCUCGGUUAUGAAUUCCCUACAAGGAUAGCAAAUAGUUUUAAGGUGUACUGCUGGAACGAAGAGCAUGGCUGCGAGUACAUGGGCACCAUGGACCGCAUGCUGAAACACUACGAGAACGAGUGCACAUUUCACACCGUGGAAUGUUUGCGAUGCGGCGAGGGAGUCCAGCACAGAGACCUGCCAAUGCACUACGUGGCCGGAUGCACUGCACGUGUUUCUGGCGGGAUCAGAGAGUGCCCGUCCUCGGAACGUACAGCAUUGACCCUUGAAGACGUCAAUGCUGCCCUUGAAGACCUAAAGGCGUUGUUGGGGGAUGCCAACCAUGACCGGCUGCUGCCAGUGAUCCAGAGUCAGUUGAAUGAGCUCACAGAACAAGUCCGAAACCAGGGAGCCAGAUUCGCUCUGGUUACUCGUGCGCUUGGAGCAUCUGAGCACACUCUGGAAAGUGAGAUUCCGCUGGAAAAUAGGCCGGAGGAGGCCAGCACGUCAUCGUCGCUGUCAUUGCGCUCGGAAAAGGCGCUGAUACUUCGAAAGUUGGAACACUUCACCAAUCUGUCAGUCAUUGCUCUGGAACGCUCGCGGCAAACUUUCCCGCAGCCUGAUUCCAUCGGCGUCAUCGCUCAUUGUGAGCCUUCGUACAGUGGCGUUCGCCAUUUUACCAGUGCUCUGUCAACGACACCCGCGCGGAUUAAAGAAAUUUGGAGCUUGGGUUAUGUUCUGACCCUGGAAAACUGUUACGAACUCGAUCGCUGGGAGGGACCCAUGACAAAGUUUGCCCAGAUUACGAUGUGGCACAUGAGGGACACUUACUUUACGCUUGCGGUCUGGAAGAACUGCAAUACUUCUGAUCUCAUACUGAAGAUCAAGUUUUGCGGGGUACUGGAGGAAUCUAGGUGUCUGCCUCCUAUUUGGCGCGUGAAGGUGUGCGAUAUUGUCGGCGUUAGGAGUCGUUUGUUGACUUCCUUUAAUGAGCCUUGUGACUGCGGGCAUGAUGAAACCUCAUUAGUACACUUUCACCUCGGCUUCAGGAAAGACAUUCAUUCACUGAAAAAUGAUGGUUUUCUUCGAGACGGAAAGAUGAGGUUCAAGAUCGAGCUCACACAUAGAGAAAUGAGUGGUGGGGUCAGUGGAGCACCUAAUUAUCUCCAUCACUGAAUGUGUACUGUACUACUGAAUGCUCCUUGCCACUUUCCGUGUGCGUGACGCGCGAUUACCGAAUUUUUUGUUGUGUUUUCUGUUAAAUAAUAUUAGCGCUGCUUAAUUUCCUCUUUUGAAAUUUUCUAUGAUUUGUAACCGUACGUCAACCUACUGUUUUAAUACAUUACUGGCUGUUCAUCUUGUUGCUUAGUUGUUGUGCUCCUACAGUUUGUGCUCCUUAUUAGUGUGCUCCUUUUGUAUUUAUCCUGCACUUUCGAUCCCUUUGGGGUCCGCCUCGAGAGUGUUAUCUCUAUUACUACCGCGCGUCUCCCUAAGCGAAUGAUUUCAAGGCAACGUUCCUGUUUGAUACUACGCUGUAGUACUGCUUGUUGCCCUGUAUUCGAUAUGCCCUGACGAAGUUAACGCAAGGACAAUUCACAUCUUCGCUAAUGUUGUUAAACCUAAGUUUAGGCAAGCUAUUUGUACUCCGCCAUCGAUCACACGAAAUCAGACCAUGUACGUUUACAGCACCUGGAUAGAUCAGAUAAUUGCUGUUGUGUGGAGUUAACGUCUUCAACACGCGAUGUCUUGUUUUUAUACUUCUGGAUUGACGUGCUGCUUGUACCAGAAUGGAGUUGAUGAUGAUGGCGAACCUAAGUCUUGAUAUGAGAGCUUGUGAUCUUCACAAUUUUACGGCCACGUCUGCCCGAAGCCGCGACAACACCUAAAGAACUGCUGGUGUUUACGAGAAAGCAGCUGUACACUGAAGACAAAAGCAUGAUUUUUUUUUUCCAUCCUGGUUGUGAGUGCGAUGAACGGAUAAACAUGCUGAAACGUG
Molecule: messenger RNA, 2683 nt
Organism: Dermacentor andersoni
Lineage: Eukaryota; Metazoa; Arthropoda; Arachnida; Ixodida; Ixodidae
Biological process (GO): regulation of canonical NF-kappaB signal transduction
Cellular component (GO): plasma membrane signaling receptor complex; cytoplasmic side of plasma membrane
Molecular function (GO): tumor necrosis factor receptor binding; metal ion binding
Source: RefSeq, a predicted model, not a curated record